GAUGCUCAGCCACAAAGAGCGACUCGCGCGCUGGCCUGGGCUCUAGCCGAGGAGAGAUCCCGGGAGAACUCCAGAGCUCGCGGGGAGCGCUCCUCGGAAGACCGGGCUCAACAUGCCUGUUCGCAGGGGGCACGUGGCACCACAAAACACAUUUUUGGGGACCAUCAUACGGAAAUUUGAAGGGCAAAAUAAAAAAUUUAUCAUUGCAAAUGCCAGAGUGCAGAACUGUGCCAUCAUCUACUGCAACGAUGGGUUCUGUGAGAUGACUGGUUUCUCCAGGCCAGAUGUCAUGCAAAAGCCGUGCACCUGUGACUUUCUCCAUGGGCCCGAGACCAAGAGGCAUGAUGUUGCUCAAAUUGCCCAGGCGUUGCUGGGGUCAGAGGAGAGGAAAGUGGAGGUCACCUACUACCACAAAAAUGGGUCCACUUUCAUUUGUAAUACUCACAUAAUUCCAGUGAAAAACCAAGAGGGCGUGGCUAUGAUGUUCAUCAUUAAUUUUGAAUAUGUGAGAGAUGAAGAAAAUGCUGCUUCGCCAGAGAGGGUAAAUCCAAUAUUACCAGUCAAAACUGUAAACCGGAAACUCUUUGGGUUCAAAUUCCCUGGUCUGAGAGUUCUCACUUACAGAAAGCAGUCCUUACCACAAGAAGAUCCUGACGUGGUAGUGAUUGAGUCAUCUAAACACAGUGAUGAUUCCGUAGCCAUGAAGCACUUAAAGUCUCCCACAAAGGAAAGCUGCAGCCCCUCAGAAGCAGAUGAUACAAAAGCCUUGAUACAGCCCAGCAAAUGUUCCCCCUUGGUGAAUAUCUCCGGACCUCUUGACCAUUCCUCUCCCAAAAGGCAAUGGGACCGACUCUACCCUGACAUGCUGCAGUCAAGUUCUCAGCUGACUCAUUCCAGAUCAAAGGAAAGCAUUUGUAGUAUCCGGAGGGCUUCCUCGGUUCAUGAUAUAGAAGGAUUCAAUGUCCAUCCCAAGAGCAUAUUUAGAGACCGACACGCCAGUGAAGACAAUGGUCGCAAUGUUAAAGGGCCUUUUAAUCAUAUCAAGUCAAGCCUCCUGGGAUCCACGUCGGAUUCAAACCUCAACAAAUACAGCACCAUUAACAAGAUUCCACAGCUCACUCUGAAUUUUUCAGAUGUCAAAGCUGAAAAAAAGAAUGCAUCCCCUCCUUCUUCAGAUAAAACCAUUAUUGCGCCCAAAGUUAAAGAUCGAACACACAAUGUGACAGAGAAGGUUACCCAGGUUCUCUCUUUAGGAGCAGAUGUUCUACCAGAAUAUAAACUGCAGACACCACGCAUCAACAAGUUUACAAUAUUGCACUACAGUCCUUUCAAGGCCGUCUGGGAUUGGCUUAUUCUUCUGUUGGUCAUAUACACUGCUAUAUUCACUCCCUAUUCUGCAGCCUUUCUCCUCAAUGACAGAGAAGAACAGAAAAGACGAGAAUGUGGCUAUUCCUGUAGCCCUUUGAACGUGGUAGACUUGAUUGUGGAUAUUAUGUUUAUCAUAGAUAUUCUAAUCAACUUCAGAACAACAUAUGUAAAUCAGAAUGAAGAAGUGGUAAGUGAUCCAGCCAAAAUAGCAAUACACUACUUCAAAGGCUGGUUCCUGAUUGACAUGGUUGCAGCAAUUCCUUUUGACUUGCUGAUUUUUGGAUCGGGUUCUGAUGAGACAACAACAUUAAUUGGUCUUUUGAAGACAGCUCGACUCCUUCGUCUUGUGAGAGUGGCCCGAAAACUUGAUCGAUACUCAGAAUAUGGGGCUGCAGUUCUAAUGCUCUUAAUGUGCAUAUUCGCCCUGAUUGCUCACUGGCUGGCUUGCAUUUGGUAUGCCAUUGGGAAUGUGGAAAGGCCCUACCUGACUGACAAAAUCGGCUGGUUGGAUUCCUUAGGACAACAAAUUGGGAAACGUUACAAUGACAGUGACUCCAGUUCUGGACCAUCCAUUAAAGAUAAAUACGUCACAGCACUUUAUUUUACCUUCAGCAGUUUAACCAGUGUGGGAUUUGGGAAUGUGUCUCCUAACACCAAUUCGGAGAAAAUCUUUUCAAUUUGUGUUAUGUUGAUUGGCUCACUAAUGUAUGCAAGCAUUUUUGGGAAUGUAUCUGCAAUUAUCCAAAGACUAUACUCGGGAACUGCCAGGUACCACAUGCAGAUGCUGCGAGUAAAAGAGUUCAUUCGCUUUCACCAAAUCCCCAACCCUCUGAGGCAACGGCUUGAAGAAUAUUUCCAGCACGCAUGGACUUACACCAAUGGCAUUGACAUGAACAUGGUCCUAAAGGGUUUCCCAGAAUGUUUACAAGCUGACAUUUGUCUACAUCUCAACCAGACUUUGCUGCAAAACUGCAAAGCCUUUCGGGGGGCAAGUAAAGGUUGCCUUAGAGCUUUGGCAAUGAAGUUCAAGACCACCCAUGCACCCCCAGGAGACACCCUGGUUCACUGUGGGGAUGUGCUCACUGCGCUUUAUUUCUUAUCCAGAGGCUCCAUUGAAAUCCUCAAAGAUGACAUUGUGGUAGCUAUUCUGGGAAAAAAUGAUAUAUUUGGAGAAAUGGUCCAUCUUUAUGCCAAACCUGGAAAGUCUAACGCAGAUGUAAGAGCGCUCACAUACUGUGACUUGCAUAAGAUUCAGAGAGAGGACUUGCUAGAGGUUUUGGACAUGUAUCCUGAGUUUUCUGAUCACUUUCUCACAAACCUAGAGUUGACUUUCAACCUGAGGCAUGAGAGUGCAAAGGCUGAUCUCUUACUACGAUCACAGUCCAUGAAUGAUUCUGAAGCAGACAACUGUAAACUGCGAAGGAGAUUGUCAUUUGAUAGUGAAGGAGACAAAGAAAGCACUACAAAUGACCCUGAAGACUCUGUAGAUACCAUAAGACAUUACCAGAGUUCCAAAAAGCACUUCGAAGAGAAAAAAAGCAGAUCUUCAUCUUUUAUCUCCUCCAUUGAUGAUGAACAAAAGCCUCUCUUCUCAGGACUUGUUGAUUCUCCUCCAGGAAUAGGGAAAGCAACUGGACUUGAUCUUGAAACAGUGCCCACCUCAGGAAGAAUUCGCAUAGAUAAAAGAAGUCACUCUUGCAAAGAUAUCACUGACACAAGAGGCUGGGAAAGAGAAAAUGCUGGGACUCAGGCUGAUGAGUCUAGUCCCUCAGCACUUCAGCGAGCUGCCUGGGGAGUCUCUGAAACCGAAAGCGACCUCACCUAUGGAGAAGUGGAACAAAGAUUAGAUUUGCUUCAGGAACAGCUUAACAGACUUGAAUCCCAAAUGACUGCAGACAUCCAGACCAUCUUACAGCUGCUGCAGAAACAAGCCACUGUGGUCCCACCAGCCUAUAGUAUGGUAACUGCAGGAGGAGAGUAUCAGAGACCCACCAUCCGCCUGAUGAGAACCAGUCAUCCGGUAGCGUCCAUCAAGACUGAUCGAAGUUUCAGUCCUUCCUCACAGUGUCCUGAAUUUCUAGACCUUGAAAAAUCUAAACUUAAAUCCAAAGAAUCCCUCUCAAGUGGAGUGCAUCUGAACACCGCUUCGGAAGACAACUUGACUUCACUUUUAAAACAAGACAGUGAUAUCUCUUUAGAGCUUCACCCCCCAAGGCAAAGGAAAACUUGCCUUCAUCCAAUUAGGCAUCCCUCUUUGACAGAUUCAUCCCUAAGCACUGUAGGAGUCUUGGGUCUUCAUAGGCAUGUUUCUGAUCCUGGUCUUCCGGGGAAAUAA
Dama dama (fallow deer) is the source of this 3703-nucleotide messenger RNA. It is a transcript of the gene KCNH7, whose product is annotated as potassium voltage-gated channel subfamily H member 7. Gene Ontology annotation, cellular component: membrane. Gene Ontology annotation, molecular function: inward rectifier potassium channel activity. The transcript has 16 exons. Bases 113 to 3703 code for a protein of 1196 amino acids. The record is from RefSeq and is a predicted model, not a curated record. Lineage: Eukaryota; Metazoa; Chordata; Mammalia; Artiodactyla; Cervidae. Gene Ontology annotation, biological process: potassium ion transmembrane transport; membrane repolarization during action potential.